Messenger RNA from Chionomys nivalis (European snow vole), 498 nucleotides. Its product is annotated as cystatin-S-like. NCBI's taxonomy places the organism in Eukaryota, Metazoa, Chordata, Mammalia, Rodentia, Cricetidae. The record is from RefSeq and is a predicted model, not a curated record. The coding region runs from base 1 to 498 and encodes 165 amino acids. Gene Ontology annotation, molecular function: cysteine-type endopeptidase inhibitor activity. The transcript is spliced from 4 exons.
AUGACCACUCUCAUGGUGGCUCUGAACCUGAGCUUGAGCCCUAUGUUGGUUCACACUCUGCAGAAUGACACAGAAUUAUUCAGUGUACAGAAAAUUGGGGCCCCAGAGGCACUGCAAUAUGCUGUCAGCAAAUACAAUGAAAACAGCGAUGACUUGUAUCAGUAUAUUGUUGUGGAAAUGAAAGAUACAAAAUUCCAGCAUGAAGAAGAUGGAACAAAAUAUCUCUUCCAUGUGAUCCUAGGCGAAAGCACAUGUUUGAAGUCCAAGACUUUCUUUGCCUCCUGUCCUUUAAAUUAUCCGCUUCAGGUAUCUUCAAGACUUUCUGUGUAUCCAGCCCCAUAUUCAUCAUUGCUGUCCCACGUCAGCAAUGAUGAGGAGAGGGCUCUUCACACUGCUGCUGAGGCCCCAGAGGCUGAUGAUGCAGAGUCGAUGUUGGAAGACCCUGAUGUGGAGCUACUGUCAGGGACUGAUUGCGAAGAUUUGGAGGACUUCAAAUGA